This is a messenger RNA of Balaenoptera acutorostrata (minke whale), 511 nucleotides long. Its product is annotated as small proline-rich protein 2E-like. The record is from RefSeq and is a predicted model, not a curated record. NCBI's taxonomy places the organism in Eukaryota, Metazoa, Chordata, Mammalia, Artiodactyla, Balaenopteridae. The transcript has a single exon. Gene Ontology annotation, cellular component: cornified envelope. Bases 1 to 189 code for a protein of 62 amino acids.
AUGUCUUCUCAAGAGCAGCAGUGCAAGCAGAAGUGCAAGACACCUCCAGUGUGUGUAACUAAGUGCCCUGAUCCUUGCUCACCUAAGAAGGAUUCAGACCCUUGCCCACCUCAGCCGUGCCAGCAGAAAUGCCCUCCUGUGACACCUACCCAGAAAUGUCAGCAGAAGUGCCCACCCAAGGACAAGUAACAGCUUCAGCUUUUAUCUGCAUCUGGAAAGGAUAAGGGCAAUCGGCUGACCUAGUUCCACAGCUCCACCUUCAUCUUGUCUUCAAAGCCUAUCAUGGAUACAGAAGAAUCUUUCCACCCUUCAGCCGGCAGUCUGCGUGUGGUGAUUCCUGACGGUCAGAGGUUUCCUAUCUUAGUCUGCAAUACCGCUUCCCUCUUGAGCUACCCGAGAAAGCACAACAGAGCCUCAGGAGGAGAAGCAGCAGCUCUCCUCCUGGGGGCUCUCUGAGAAUUCUCUCGCUGUCUUCUCUGUCUGUCUGUCACCUGGGCCGCAGUUUCUACCA